Molecule: messenger RNA, 1365 nt
Organism: Coccidioides posadasii C735 delta SOWgp
Lineage: Eukaryota; Fungi; Ascomycota; Eurotiomycetes; Onygenales; Onygenaceae
Biological process (GO): tryptophanyl-tRNA aminoacylation
Cellular component (GO): cytoplasm
Molecular function (GO): tryptophan-tRNA ligase activity; ATP binding
Source: RefSeq, a predicted model, not a curated record
GGGUCUCUGAAGCACACUGCAGAGUUCACAGGUAUGGCGGACUCCAAGCCCGAAAUUGUGGUGCCAAUCCGCGACGCAGAGAAAUCUGCCUCCACCGAGCAGGAGAUCAACCCUUGGGACGUUCACGCAGCGCACGAUGAGCAGGGAAACAUCUUGGCCUUUGACUACGUUGCUAUUUCACAAAAAUGGGCAACCAAACUCAUAGACAACGACCUUCUCGAGCGCUUCGAGCGCCUUACCGGCCACAAGCCACACCGUUGGCUAAGGCGCGGCCUCUUUUUCUCGCAUCGAGACUUUGACAAGAUCCUUGACAAGUACGAGGCCGGUGAGCCCUUCUUCAUGUACACCGGCAGAGGACCGUCCAGCGAUGCUCUGCAUCUAGGCCAUACGAUUCCCUUCUCUUUUACAAAGUGGUUGCAGGACGUCUUCGAUGUCCCCUUAGUUAUCAUGCUUACUGACGACGAGAAGGCACUCUUUAAAGAUAACCUCACGUUUGAGGACACAUACAAGUUCGGGUUACAGAACGCAAAGGAUAUCAUUGCCUGCGGCUUUGAUCCGAAGAAAACAUUCAUCUUCAGUGAUCUAGAUUACGUCAAAGGCCACAUGUUGAUGAACGUUUGGGAAUUUGCGAAGCUCAUAACGUUCAAUCAAGUUCGGGGGGCAUUUGGAUUCAAUGAGAGCACCAAUAUCGGUCGGAUAAUGUUUCCAUCCGUACAGUGUGUAGCGUCGUUCGCGACAUCAUACCCAGAAAUUUGGUCAGAUAAUCCACCAGCAGAUCGGACAAAAGCCAUAGCGAAGAUCCCCUGCUUAAUUCCGAUGGCCAUUGAUCAAGACCCAUAUUUUCGCCUUGUCCGUGAUAAUGCUCACCGCAUGCGAUACCCAUCUCCUAAGCCGGCUUUGAUCCAUUCGAAAUUCCUUACUGCACUACAAGGUGCCGGCGGCAAAAUGAGCGCCAGCGACCCCAAUUCUGCAAUUUUUAUGACAGAUACGCCCAACCAAAUCAAGAAUAAAAUCAAUAAACACGCAUUCAGUGGUGGAAGAGACACCAUAGAAGAGCACCGCCGGUUAGGAGGAAACCCGGACGUGGAUGUGUCCUUUCAAUAUCUUUCAUAUUUUGAAGAAGACGACGAAAAAUUGAAGCAAAUAGAGGAAAGCUACAGGAAAGGCGAAUUACUUACGGGAGAGCUGAAGAAGAUGGCUAUCACAUUACUACAAGAAUACGUCAAGGACUUCCAGGAGCGGAGAAAACAGGUCACGGAUGAGGUUCUUAAGCAAUAUAUGACGCCCCGCAAACUGGAAUGGAAAGGCAACCCGAACCCAAAACCAAAACCUCAAAAGACAAAAGAAAAGAAAAAUGCUAAAUAG